GGCGGAUUGCUUUUUCCUGGUAGCGAUCCGCUGUGCGAGGAGCGCGUCUUCAGCUUUGGCUUACAAGGGGGAGGGAGUCCUUCCGAGUCCCCAGUCCCAGGGGGGAGCCCGCCGCUUUUCGCCCUUCCGCCGCCCCUUCCCCUCUCUCCUUUUCUCCCUCCCUCCCCAGCCAUGAUUAAGGCGAUUCUCAUCUUCAACAACCAUGGGAAACCGCGGCUCUCCAAGUUCUACCAGCGCUACAGUGAAGAUACACAGCAACAAAUUAUCAGAGAAACAUUUCAUUUAGUGUCAAAACGUGAUGAAAAUGUCUGUAAUUUCCUAGAAGGAGGCUUAUUAAUAGGUGGAUCUGACAACAAACUGAUAUACCGACAUUAUGCUACACUGUACUUUGUCUUCUGUGUUGACUCUUCAGAAAGUGAGCUGGGCAUUUUAGAUCUAAUACAAGUAUUUGUAGAGACACUAGACAAGUGUUUUGAGAAUGUCUGCGAAUUGGAUUUAAUUUUCCAUGUUGAUAAGGUCCAUAAUAUCCUGGCUGAAAUGGUGAUGGGUGGGAUGGUUCUGGAGACCAACAUGAAUGAAAUUGUCACGCAGAUUGAUGCUCAAAAUAAAUUGGAAAAAUCGGAGACCUUUAUCUUUCAGUCUCCCAGACAGGACAGGUAGACACAGGCUGGUUUAGCAGGAGCCCCAGCUCGGGCUGUGUCAGCUGUAAAGAAUAUGAAUCUUCCAGAGAUCCCAAGAAAUAUUAAUAUUGGUGACAUCAGUAUAAAAGUGCCAAACCUUCCCUCUUUUAAAUAAAUUGUGC
Messenger RNA from Sphaerodactylus townsendi, 802 nucleotides. RefSeq names its product adaptor related protein complex 3 subunit sigma 1 (gene AP3S1). Gene Ontology annotation, biological process: intracellular protein transport; Golgi to vacuole transport. The transcript has 7 exons. Bases 172 to 660 code for a protein of 162 amino acids. Gene Ontology annotation, cellular component: AP-3 adaptor complex; membrane coat; intracellular membrane-bounded organelle. The record is from RefSeq and is a predicted model, not a curated record. NCBI's taxonomy places the organism in Eukaryota, Metazoa, Chordata, Lepidosauria, Squamata, Sphaerodactylidae.